Molecule: messenger RNA, 190 nt
Organism: Dentiscutata erythropus
Lineage: Eukaryota; Fungi; Glomeromycota; Glomeromycetes; Diversisporales; Gigasporaceae
Source: the annotation of a GenBank genome assembly
AAAUAUCAUUUCUGAAUUCAAUAACAUGAGUAGUGAAUUAUUAAUAUCAAAUGAAAUUCCUUACUUGACAGAAAUUAAUAAUCUGGAAGCAACUGAUACUAUUGAAGAUCAAGUAGAUAAUGGUAAAAAACUUGUAUAUCCUAUUACCUUGAAAAUAGAUUUUAAACAUUGGGCAGAGCUAGAUAGAUAG